Oncorhynchus gorbuscha (pink salmon) is the source of this 2212-nucleotide messenger RNA. It is a transcript of the gene tpm4a, whose product is annotated as tropomyosin 4a. NCBI's taxonomy places the organism in Eukaryota, Metazoa, Chordata, Actinopteri, Salmoniformes, Salmonidae. Gene Ontology annotation, molecular function: actin filament binding. The coding region runs from base 277 to 1131 and encodes 284 amino acids. The transcript has 9 exons. Gene Ontology annotation, biological process: actin filament organization; muscle contraction. The record is from RefSeq and is a predicted model, not a curated record. Gene Ontology annotation, cellular component: actin filament.
GAGACUACACUCAGGUUUGGUUGGGAGUUUAAAGCAUUGACAGCAGCCCUAGGCUCAAGUCUGCAUCCCUCUGUGCUGCGCUUGCAGCCUCUUGUCUCGCACUCCAUUGCGCUCCCUCUUUCUCUACCUCUGUCUGUUUCUCUAGCCCUUUGACUUGUGGACUCAGGAUCUAGUAGUCACUCCAUUACUGCAUAGGACAGGCUCUAUCUCAAACUACAGGGGUAACAACUUUCUCAGCUACAUUUCUCUUCUCAGUGAGCACACUAACCAGGCACUAUGGAGGCCAUCAAGAAGAAGAUGCAGAUGCUGAAGCUGGACAAGGAGAACGCCAUUGACCGUGCAGAGGAGGCUGAGACCGACAAGAAGGCAGCAGAGGACAAGUGCAAGCAGCUGGAAGAUGAGCUGCUGGGCCUGCAGAAGAACCUGAAGGGGACUGAAGACGAGCUGGACAAAUACUCUGAGGCCCUCAAAGACGCCCAGGAGAAACUGGAACAGUCUGAGAAGACCGCCACAGACGCGGAGGGUGAUGUGGCGGGUCUGAACCGCAGGAUCCAGCUGGUGGAGGAAGAGUUGGACCGGGCCCAGGAGAGGCUGGCCACUGCGCUGCAGAAACUGGAGGAGGCAGAGAAGGCUGCGGAUGAGAGCGAGAGAGGCAUGAAGGUGAUCGAGAACCGGGCCUCCAAGGACGAGGAGAAGAUGGAGAUGCAGGAGAUGCAGCUAAAGGAGGCCAAACACAUCGCUGAGGAGGCCGACCGCAAAUACGAGGAGGUGGCCCGUAAGCUGGUAAUCCUUGAGGGAGAACUGGAGAGAGCUGAGGAGAGGGCCGAGGUCUCAGAACUUAAAUGCAGUGAUCUGGAGGAGGAGUUGAAAAAUGUCACCAACAACCUAAAAUCCCUAGAAGCCUCAUCUGAGAAGUACUCAGAAAAAGAGGACAAGUAUGAGGAGGAGAUCAAGGUUCUUAGUGACAAGCUGAAGGAGGCUGAGACUCGUGCAGAGUUUGCAGAGAGGACAGUGGCCAAACUGGAAAAGUUCAUUGAUGACCUGGAAGAAAAAUUAGCAGGUGCCAAAGAAGAGAACCUGGGAAUGCAUCAAGUCCUGGAUCAAACACUGCAAGAGCUCAACAGCUUAUAAAGAUGAGGAGGAAGAUGGAGAGGAUAAAAGUCUUGCAACAUUCCAUAAAUAUUACAUUUCAUUCCACAUUUUGAGCUGUAAAGUCUUAUUCCCAGCGAAAGGGGUUUAACUUAACUUGUACCCUUUGUUUUUUAAACCAAUGAAUAGAAAGAUAGAAAAAAACAACUCAUAUUUGACAUGUGCACUCAAAAGAAUGUUUUGAAAUAGGUUGUGUUAUAUGUAUGGCCUUCAUUUAUGUAUGAUUAAUGAGCUCCACCGAGAGUUAUUUUGCAAACAGUUGACAGGAAUCAGCUUUUACCAACUGACAUUGUAAUUUAGUGCAUGCACAAUGUAUGUGAACAUAUCCACAGGUUGGACUGUGCCUUUUAAAAAUGAGCCAAUAUUCUACCUUUGGUUUAUAUGUGUGUGUUAACAUGGUCAUUGACACUAGAGGAAGACUCAUGGAAACGAUGGUGAACAUGUCUGUGGUGCUACUGGUGGUGCUAAAAUACUGUGACUAUCAUUCAGGUGGAGGGAUUGCCAAAGUGAAUUUUAAAAAAUCAUUUUUUAUGUGAAGAGAGUAUUCUAUACAAAUCUUUCAAGGAACUACAACUCCUCUUCUGACCUAACCUAUUAUCUGUAUGGUCUUAAAGUGCCACCAUAUGCUGACAUGCAGCUUCAUAGCACCUCCUUUCCACUAUGGCCUGACAUGCCUGCCACUAUCCCAGCUCUGCAUUUGGCUGCCUAGCCUAGGUGUAAAAUCAUAAUCCUGGUAUUAUAUUGUGGUGGUAGCAUAUUUAAAAGUUAAACCAAAAAAAGCACCACUGGGGCCUCAAUCAAGGUAAUAAAAUAUGGAUACUUAUUGUAUAUAGUAGAAUAAUGUUAGUUAUUGAUGUAUUGAUCCAGUUUUACAAAACUUUCAGUCAGGGGAACUCUCGAAACCAAAGAAUACACAAACCACAGAAGGUGAACCGUCAAAAGGUUUUAUUGUUGUCUGUGAAGGUAAUCAAUCAAGGCUUCUCAUCCUUAUUUGACUGAGUCUGUGUUGAAAUGAUUCAUUCACUUUUCCAGCUUUCAGUCUAAUAAAUUUUUACACAACCUG